CUCAAUAGAUUGCAGUAAUGUCUGGAAGAGGCAAAGGUGGUAAAGGACUCGGGAAAGGAGGCGCUAAGCGUCAUCGCAAAGUUUUGCGUGAUAACAUCCAGGGAAUCACCAAACCCGCCAUCCGUCGUCUUGCUCGUCGUGGCGGUGUCAAGCGUAUCUCCGGUUUGAUCUAUGAGGAGACUCGCGGGGUCCUGAAGGUUUUCUUGGAGAACGUGAUCCGCGAUGCUGUUACCUACACUGAGCACGCCAAGAGAAAGACCGUCACCGCCAUGGAUGUCGUGUACGCUCUAAAACGCCAGGGACGCACCCUGUACGGCUUUGGAGGUUAAAUAGAUUGGUCCUGUCAUUAAAAAAAAACAAAAAACA
This is a messenger RNA of Labeo rohita (rohu), 366 nucleotides long. Its product is annotated as histone H4. Bases 18 to 329 code for a protein of 103 amino acids. NCBI's taxonomy places the organism in Eukaryota, Metazoa, Chordata, Actinopteri, Cypriniformes, Cyprinidae. Gene Ontology annotation, biological process: nucleosome assembly. The transcript has a single exon. Gene Ontology annotation, molecular function: structural constituent of chromatin; DNA binding; protein heterodimerization activity. Gene Ontology annotation, cellular component: nucleosome. The record is from RefSeq and is a predicted model, not a curated record.